CGUACAACAUUAUUUCCUGAGCGCUCAGUCUUCAGCGAGCGUGCGUCGGCAUUGGCAGCAAGUUGGCUAAAAAACACAGCACGACUCCUUCUUAGUGACCAGUGCCACCUGCCACCUGUCUCCCACCCACCACCGUCCCCGAUCUCUAUAGUUCUCGACCGAUCGAUAUUUUUGCUUGCCCAACCGAUUGCAACGCUCAGCAGCAAAUUGGCGCCGCCGACGAAUCUCGAGCCCUACACCAUGGCUGUCAUCACGGAACAUGGCGGCACCACCUCUCCCCCGGAAAACAACAACAGCAUCGUUGGUAACGGCAAGCCACGGCUCGCCAACAACACCACCAGGCAACAGUUGAGCACGGCCCUCACCAUACCGGAGUUCUUUGCCCACAAAAACAUUUUCGUAACCGGCGGCACUGGAUUUCUGGGCACUGUCCUGAUCGAAGCCCUUCUGGACACACAUCCCAAUAUUGGCACUAUCUAUGUCCUGGUCCGGGGAAAGCGUAAAUUCGAUGCCAGCGAACGAAUUCGUCGACUCCUCCAGAAGCCGAUUUUUGCAAAGUACUCCGAGAAGACGCUGGCGAAGGUUGUGCCCGUGGUGGGGGAACUGAGUGAGCCCAACUUUGGAUUCGGACCCGAGCUGCUCCAGGAGCUGAUCGACAAUGUGAACGUGAUCUACCACAGUGCCGCCACCAUCAAGUUCAGCUCCCCGCUGCGCACCGCCAUCCGCACAAAUCUCACGGGUACCAUGCGCACCAUCGAGCUGGCCAAGCAGCUGAAGCACCUGGCCGCCUACAUCUACUGCUCCACGGCCUUCUGCAACAGCAACAACCGCGGCCUGAUCUCCGAGGAGGUGUACAAGUCGCAGUUCGAUCCCUACGACAUGAUGAAGAUGGCCGAGGACGAUUCGGCCUGGGAGGACUUUACGGAUCAAAAGUGCAAGGGAUACAUCCGGGAUCAUCCCAACACGUAUACGUUUACCAAGAACCUCUCGGAGAACCUGCUGAUGGCCGAGAUGUCCGGAUUGCCGGCAGCCAUAGUCAGGCCAUCAAUUGUUUACGGCACUCUGGAGCACCCAAUGAAGGGUUGGGUGGGCAACGCCAACUCCGGACAUCUAGGAUUCCUGGCCGGAUUCGUGAAGGGUAUUUUCCGAACCAUGUGCGGAAGUGCAAACGCUGUGAUUGAUAUUAUUCCAUGCGACUAUGUGAUCAACUCGUCGCUGGUUAUGGGCUGGUACGUGGGCACCCGCCAGGUGGAACAGCCGGAGAUUAUUCACUGCACCUCCGGGGAGGUCAAUCCGCUGACCCUCUCCGAGUUCUGCACCAUCAUCAACGACAGCGUGGAGCGCCAUCCGCCCAAUAGUUUCGUGUGGAAACCAGUCACCAAGUUGCGCAACGGCUGGCGGUACAAUCUAUUCUUCUAUCUCUUCCAUUUGCUCCCGGCAAUGCUGUUUAUAAUUCCAGAGAAGCUUUUUGGCAUCGGAAUGCCCCAGCAUACGGCCUACGAGUACAUGCGUGUCUUCCAAAAGGGCACCAAGGCCUUUGACUACUUCUUGGACAAGGACUUCCGCUAUUCUCUGAAGAAUGCGCUGAGAAUCUCAUCCAUAAUUCACGAGAGUGAUCGGAAGCGAUACAACUUCGAUGCUAGUCAGUGCGACUGGUCGGAGUUCAUUGAUCGCUGCCUGAUUGGCAUCCGGCGCUUCUACUUCAAGGAGUCGGCGGUGACCACUGAAUGGCACCGUAACUACUGGAAGGUAUUUAACUUCCUGUACUAUGCCGGCUAUGCUGUCAUCUUCGCCGUCUUGUUCUUCGCCCUGACUCCCUUCCUGGGACUGCAGAUAGGACUCACGCUGACGGUUCUGAUCUGGGGCUUCCUGGUCUGGUUGUAGCGCGCUUUCUGUACUAUAUGCAACGGAACCCCCUGGAUUGUGCAAUACUUCCGCUCAAAAUUCCGACCCCUAUCCUCGGUCCUAUCCCACACAAGGUUGUUCGAUUCCAUCCGUAGUUUGUUCUUAGUAGGGUAUCAUGUAUUUUACUUUUAAGUCCUCUUACACAAGCCAAGUACAAGUCAGAAAAUUGUAUCAUAAUAAUGAAAACGAUCAAAACAAAACUAGACACGACGAAUCUAUUCACACAGCAAUGCAAAAGUAGCCCAAAACUUAGUCACAUUAACUAAAGGUAAUCGUAAACAUAGCAAACGAUUGUAGAUUCUUCUAAUAAUCAGCCGGUUUUUAGUAAAAUAGUCAAAGAAUACAAAAACUAAAUGUAUAACUAUGUAACUAUUACGCAAAUAAAUAUGAGUUUUAUAUUAAGAAA
This is a messenger RNA of Drosophila bipectinata, 2311 nucleotides long. Its product is annotated as putative fatty acyl-CoA reductase CG8303. Gene Ontology annotation, molecular function: alcohol-forming very long-chain fatty acyl-CoA reductase (NADP+) activity. Gene Ontology annotation, biological process: long-chain fatty-acyl-CoA metabolic process. Gene Ontology annotation, cellular component: peroxisome. NCBI's taxonomy places the organism in Eukaryota, Metazoa, Arthropoda, Insecta, Diptera, Drosophilidae. The record is from RefSeq and is a predicted model, not a curated record.